AUGACGCUAGUCCAACAAAUACUUCGAUAUGCCACCUUUUCAUACCCGAGGAUCCGCACCGCUUUGACCAAGACGACAGUAACCGCAAUCAUCACCGUAUUGCAAUUUCUAAUAAUGCUUCUGCGACCAGAUAUAGUUGACAAAGAUAACAGGAUACGUAUCGACUCGACAGCAGAGCUACUCAACAGUUAUGACUUUGUGAUAAUCGGUGGAGGAUCCGCGGGAUCCGUACUUGCUAACAGAUUAACGGAAAAUGCAAACUGGACCGUUUUGCUACUGGAGGCUGGGAAUGCUGAAGGAGUUGUAUCUGACGCACCUGCGUUAGCCUUACUCCUUCAAAACACGAAUUCUGACUGGGCAUUUAGAACCGAACCUUCAUCGACCUACUGCCAAGGCAUGAUCAACAAGCAAUGUAAUUGGCCCAGAGGUAAAGUACUUGGAGGAAGCAGCGUCCUCAAUUACAAUCUGUAUAUACGAGGAAAUCGAAGAGAUUAUGAUCAAUGGAGAGAUUUUGGAAAUGAUGGAUGGGGAUACGAGGAUGUUUUACCUUAUUUCAAAAAAUCCGAAAAUAUCUCAAUACCCGAUCUCCGUGAAUCGCCGUAUCAUGGAACCACUGGCCAUUUGACAGUUGAACACUUGAAAUAUGAACAUCCUAUUACGAGCUAUUUUCUGAAUGCCACUUCUGAACUAGGCUACAGUGUGGUAGAUGUGAACGGUAAGACCCAGACUGGAUUUAUGCGCACGCAAGCUACAACUAGAAACGGCCUUCGAUGCAGCACGGCGAAAGCCUAUCUGCGAUCCGCAGCUGAUAGGAGAAACCUACACAUUAGUACGAAUUCUCUGGUCCAUAAGGUUCUCAUCAAUAAAACGACAAAAACAGCUUAUGGAGUUGAAUUUGUUCGAGAAAACAUGAGGUUCACCGUUCGUGCAAAAAAAGAGGUAAUACUCUCAGCGGGCGCUAUUCAAUCGCCUCAACUGCUAAUGCUCUCAGGAAUCGGUCCGCGAGAGAACCUAGAAGACCUUGGCAUUGAGGUUAUUCGCAACAGCCCAGGAGUCGGGCAAAACCUUCAGGACCAUGUGGCGAUUGGUGGGCUCGCUUCUCUGAUUGAACCACCGUAUAAUCUUAGUGAGUCAAUUAUAUCACAAGUAGAAGAAUUUAUGGUGGAAAAAACGGGUCAAUUGUAUGAUAUACCUAUCUGCCAAGUGAUUGGUUUCGUCAAAACCAGUUAUGCUAACAGUAGUCUUGAUUUUCCGGACAUCCAAUUCUUUCUUGGCUCAAACGCUGAAAAUACUCAAAGCCUGUUCGUUAAAAGCGCUUUAGGGCUCACAGACGUCUUUUACAAUAACAUAUACACGGGAAUAAAAGAUCGGAAUGCCUACGGUGUAAUACCAGUAUUACUGCAUCCGAAAAGCAGAGGUUACAUCAAGCUGAGAAGUGCUAAUAUCACGCAACAUCCAAUCAUAGUUCCUAAUUAUUUCAGCGACCCGUAUGAUCUGGACGUUUUGAUAGAAGGAGUCACUUUCGCCUAUAACCUCAGCCAAACUUCGACUAUGAAAAAAUUCAACGCACGUCCCAACUCCAACGUGAUUCCAGAGUGUGCCCACUUGAAUUUCUCAUCACGGUAUCAUCCUACUUCCACUUGUAAAAUGGGACCUGUUGACGAUGAGAUGGCUGUAGUAGACUCACGCUUGAGGGUCCACGGUGUCAAUGGUCUUCGAGUUGUGGACGCCUCCAUUAUGCCAACCAUAGUAUCCGGUAAUACCAACGCUCCAAUUGUUAUGAUCGCCGAAAAGGCAUCGGAUCUUAUCAAGGAAGAUUGGAAUCAAACUGCUUACGUUGACGAUUUAAAUAGUUCUUCAAACACUUGA
Neodiprion fabricii is the source of this 1869-nucleotide messenger RNA. RefSeq names its product glucose dehydrogenase [FAD, quinone]-like. The record is from RefSeq and is a predicted model, not a curated record. Gene Ontology annotation, molecular function: oxidoreductase activity, acting on CH-OH group of donors; flavin adenine dinucleotide binding. The transcript has 4 exons. NCBI's taxonomy places the organism in Eukaryota, Metazoa, Arthropoda, Insecta, Hymenoptera, Diprionidae. Bases 1 to 1869 code for a protein of 622 amino acids.